CUUAGCUUGAGUUUUACUUAUUUCAUUGAAAAUUAAGUAAAGUGAAACCUUUAAAAUUCAUACAAUAAUAGAUUGUUUACAUAUUACAUCAGUUACUUUACAGUGACAGUGAAAGACAUUAUGUGAAGAUAUAAGACAUUUAUUUUGUGUUACUUUAAAGUUGUUUCGAUUUAUUUAUACAUAUAGGUUAUAAUAAUUAUAAACUAAAUAGAAAAUAUGGAUGUUGUAGAAGAGUCUGUAGGUCAGAGUGUUUUAAGCGAAGAAAUGUUAAUUAAUGUGAACGAUGGGACGCAUUGUAUAUCCAGCGCGGCAGACGAGAUUCCUACGCAGAACGGUGUCGCCGAAACUGGUGCCAUGGCCAACUCUGAUUUAGUGGCAAUGGCCGAGACCACCGUCCAGGAUCAGGAUCAAAUCCAGGUUGACAGCACGACUGAUCAUAUGCAUGAGCCAGCAGAUACUAAUAAAAUUAGUGGAGCAAUCUCUACAGAAACUGUUGUUUCUACUGAGCCUAGUGCUGAAGCAGUGCCAUUAACUACUGAAGGCGACAAUCAACUAACUACUGAAAACCAAGCAGACUUGAUUGCUAUUAUGCCAGAUUUGGCUUCUAAAAUACCUGAAGAAAUAUCAGAGUUACUUGUUGGGCAAUCUGAAGAGAUUAUUGAAGAAGUUAUUCCGCAAGCAGAGGGUUCAACAGCGGAAAUGAAUGUAGAGUCUAGUGACCAAGUGACUUUUAAAACUGAAAUUUUGGUUGAGAGAAAUGAAAAUGAUGCUAAUGAGAUUGAUAAUAAAAAUGCAGGUCAAACUGAUGAGCUUGAUGCCUCCAAGAGCAUGCUCAGUGCAUUGAGUGAUGUGCUACACUCGGACAACAUGGAGAAUAAUAAUGGUUCAGUGAGAGAAGAAGUUUUAAACAAAGAAGAACUAUUAAGCAUUUUGGAAGGCAGUGUGGAACAAACAAAUGAACAGUAUAGUAAGAUUAUUCCAGACGAUCAUAAAAAAGUAAAAACCAUGGAAGCUCAGUUGGCUUUACAGCAGUUAACUAGAUUGAAAACUAAAAGAAAUGCAAGAACACCAAGUAGAAAAAAAUAUGAGAAAAGGCUUUCACAAAAUAGUGGUGAAGCAAAAUCAAAUAAAGGAGAAACAUUAGCAGAUGAAAAUGAGAUGAAUUCUGAGGCACCCAAACCUAAAAAAAUUACAAAGGUUUCAGGCACAUCUAAGUCUCCAAUUGUUACUGCUUCAGACAGCAAAAUAAUCAAGAAGGAAAAGAAAUCAUUAGAAGACAAACAACAAAGUAUUGGUACGGAUACAAAGACUAAAAAAAAUAGACAUACAGAUUCUGAAAUAACAAUGAAUGAUCCUAAAUCAGUAACUAAGACCAAAAGAAGCAGAAAACUUGUAGACACUGUUUUAAACUCAGAAAAUCCAAUUGAAACUAGGGUAAAGAAAGAUAACCAUAAUGCAUCUGCUAAUAAUAUGGGAGUUGAUGAAGAUGAUGACACAGAGACUGAUGCUAAUAAAUCAAGUAGUGUUAAAGAUAAGAUUGUGAAUGACCUGGUAAGAGAUUGGGAAGAUGAUGAACCAACAAAAGAUGAUGCUGAUGAAAAACUGUUGGAGGAAAGUCAGGGCCUUAUCAAGUCUGCUGAAGUACUUACAACAACAAUUGAAACUGUUGCUGAGUCAGACCGCAUUGAUGGAUCAUCUAUUGAUUCAUCUACCAGUGAUGGAACCGCAACUAAUAAGACUGCAGAUGAUGGUCAGCCACAGCGCAGACUUGGUAGAGUUAUUAAGAAGAAAGUCAUAUUUGACCCUGAUAAUCCUGACACAUUUACUAAGGGUAAGGUUCCUGCCAAGCCCAAAGAGGCAUCUUCUGAUAAGGAGCAGCCAUCUCCUAAAAAAAUUAAGACUGAAAUACAGCAAAGGCCAAAAUCAAAGUCACCAACAGGAAAAAUGCACUGGAAAAAACCACCACCAAAAGCCAGUAAAACAAAUAAAAGACUUUCUGAAGUUGACAAGUUAUUAAUGGAUGAGGGUGCUGUAAAUAUGAUAUACCAGCUUACACCUGAAGCUCCAAAAGGCAAAAAGAAUAUGAGAACCAAAGCAGAAUUUAUCAAGAAAAUCCAGAGUUCAACUCCAGAUGGCAAAGAAAUGAAAUUUAGGGAAAGGAAGAAGGAGUGUAUCAAAGAGGAAGCGGAAGCUAAGAAGAUUGCAGGUGGAAAGCAAAGGGGGUCUCUUAGUAGUUCAAUUAAGUCAACAGGUGAGGAUUUUGAGACUCACAGUGCUGAUGAUUCAAUUAUCUAUCGUCGUCAUUCUUCAAGCUCCUAUUCUAGUAACUGUAUGAGCCCACUCAGGAUUACUGACCAAGAUUCCAGUGCAAUACAAGACUCCUCGCGUUUCUCCAGGCAAAUGUCCGAUAGCCGGAACCUCUCAAAUGCUGAUGAAGAAUCAAUUGAGCAAAAAUCUGAAUUAUUCAUGUCUGAUUCGAAUGUAGCAUCACCUAGUGAAGUAAUCAACAAAACUGACUGUUUGUCUAUUAAACAAAAGCUGAACUCCAAACUCCAAAAUGUUUUGAACAAAAGAAAACGUGAGAACACAAAGACAGAUAAGCCUGCAAAACAGAAGAGAGUGGCUCCUAAAUAUGAUGAAAAUGCUGUCAAGAAUGAGGAGCAACAACAACUGUCCAAGCUAAAGAAUUUGACUGUGAAAUUUGAAAAUAACUUAGCAGAAAUUUAUGUAAAACGGAAAGAAGGCCGAUAUACUGUUGAGACUCUGAAAGAUCUUGAACUGGCGUUAGCAUACGUUAACAAUAAGGAGGACAUCGCCGUGACCCUGCUGUCCUCAGAAUGUGGAACACUAUGCUCAUCUAUUGAUUUAAGUCCCCUGCUCAAUCAGGAUGAUGAGGUCAAAACUACCAAUGCUGUCAUAUUUGCAGAAACUAUAAGAACCCUGCUAAGCACGGUGGAGCAGCACAACAAGCUCUUGUGCCUGGGCGUGAGCGGCGCUUGCUCCGGCGUGGGGCUGGCUCUGGCGGCGCUGGCCGACGUGGCGGUGGCGGGCGAGCGCGCCAGCUUCGCCGUCGGGAGCCUGCUGCUGGGCUCUGCGGCGUUUACCGCGCACGGCCGCCUGCAGAAACACACGGUCGACAAUUUGGUUGUGUUCGGGCGGCGCCUGUCGGCCGAGGAGGCGCUGGCGGGCGGGCUGGUGAGCCGCGUGGUGUGGCCCGACCGCUUCCCCGACACGCUGCGCAGCAUAGCCACUCACAUCGCCACUCAGCCCAGCAGGACUAUCAUGGUGAAGAAGCAACUUCUGACUCUAAACAGAAGUAACAAAACAUUCCAAUCGAGUUUGGAGAUGGAACGCGACCUUCUCGUCGACUAUUGGACGUCCGAAGAAGGCACGGAGGCGAUCCGAGCAAGCCUGGACGCAGCCUAACAGACAGCCAUGCUACGGAGACUAUACAAAGUAUACACCUUGGCAAAAAAGAGUAGAAAUCAAAAAGAGGCAACAUUGUAGUGUCGUCCCGAUUUCUUACAUGUACCGAUUUGAAUGGGUCUACUCUACAGUGUUGCCAUUUUUUCAUGUCCAUUGAUUUUUGUCAGACUGUACGUGAAAUUAAAAUAAGAACUCUUAUUAGUAUUUAAUCAUAACCCCUAGUUAAUAUAAAUAAAUUGUGACACUUUGAAUUCUUUGUCGACUAUAUGUGUUUGAAAAAUAUAUGUACAUCUAUGUUUAAGUGAAAUAUGUUGAAUAUUAUUGGUACUGAGGUUGUUUUCAAUCUACUGCAAUUUAUAUAAAUACACAUUUGAUUCAAAGGAAUUAAUUACGUUGUAAUUAAUUCCUUUGUAAGUGUUGUUUUUCUUACUUGGUGUAUGGGAUAUUUUGCUGACUGGUUCUCAUCUUUAACAUUUAUUUCUAUUCCUUUCACACUUGAUACACAUUCUGUUUGAGUGUCCCAAAAAUUAUAUGGCAAUAAAUUCCUUGCGAUAAUCAUGUUUGCAAUACAAACAAUAAGAGUUGAGCUCUUCAAUUUGUGUUAAGUAUAAUAAUUUUAAUAAUUGAAUAAUAAUCCUGAUUUAUGAAUAUGAUAUGUUGUGGGCAUGUUCCACUUACAAAUAUUUUGAAUAUUAUUACAAUAUGUGUAUGUCAGUGCAAAGAUAAAUUAGGUUCACUACCUUGCCUAGGGUAAUCUUAUAUUCUGGAGAAAGCUGCUUCAUUAACUUUAGCUCAAAUUGUAUUCCAAGGUUUUAAAAUAAUCGGAUUUAUAUAUAAUGGAGCAGUUUUUGACAGACUAGUUAUUAGAUUUUAGUUACAUUAUGUUAUGUUAAAGAUGAAAUUGUUUAUGUAGUUGUUUAGCUAUUUUAGUUUAUAUUUAACCGCAAUUAAAUUUUUGCGCGAUUUUUUUUUUCAAAAAUUAUAUUGUGUUCCUCUCUUCCUUUUAUUUGGAGUGAUGUGCGGAAAACCAGGGUGAGGUAUACACAAGAUGUAAUGAAUUAAAUUGUUGUUAUUAAUACACUGUCAUAAUAAGUGAGUGGGUAUUUAUUUUGAGAAAAUAAUAGUUUCACCCAGCCAAAGUUGGAGGUAAAAAGGUAGUGUAUUUAUAACAGGAGUACCUACCAUAUUUUAAAAUCAAUUCAUUGGGAUUUCUAACUUCCCAUGUUUCCAAUUCAAAUGGAACGUUAAUUCUUAGGCUUACUAAGGGCCGGUUGCAUCAAACCGUCUGUCACUGUUAAAGCGUUCGUUAAAUUUUAUCGUAUGGGAAGUUCCAUAGUAGUCUGUUGCGAGACGAUGAUGUGUCUGUCAAAUGUGGUUGAUGCAACUGGCCCUUAAAAUUAUAAUUCAUUUGUUGAAUUGGGAGUUAUUUUAAUUGGCCUUAUGUAAAUCCUAAAACCACCCUAUUUUUGGCGCCUGUGGAUAGAGCAUAGCAACAAUUAUGAAAAUAUAUUCCGCACAUUUUGGCUAAGACCUGAUUUAUGGUGCCAGACUAACGAAUAGAACGCCUUAAAAUAGACAAAAAAGAAUGUAAUUAUUUAAUAAGUAACUAGUGGCAUUCCUUUGUUUGAUAAUUAUUAUAAUCAGCAUUUUAUGAUGUCAAACACAAACGAUUGUCUUGCCUAAAUAGUAGGUACCCAUACGGUGAAUGCCGAAAAUUAUCACAGCCUUCCUUUUUUUAAUUACCUUAUUGUCUUACUUUUAUAAUUUAUAUAAAUAAAGUGCCUUUCUUAAAAUAUCAUUAUUUAACACUAUACUUAGAUUAAGGUAUGAACUACAUCUAAGAGAGCUGCACAUUCAGGCUUUCCCCGUAUAGACUUUGUUAGCCAGUAUGUAUACAAUAUCCAAAGUGGGCCAAAAAAAGGCACCAAAAUAUUAUUCAAUUGCAAAUUCCUUUGCAAAGUUAGGUAUAAAUUAUACACAAAUUGUUUUUAUUACAAUUUUCAUUUUAAUAUCUUUAUGUUGCAUCAAAAUUGAUGACAAUACCUUCUUAAAAUAAUGCCCGA
This is a messenger RNA of Leguminivora glycinivorella, 5489 nucleotides long. RefSeq names its product peptidyl-prolyl cis-trans isomerase 1 (gene HIPP1). Bases 217 to 3426 code for a protein of 1069 amino acids. Gene Ontology annotation, molecular function: hydro-lyase activity. The record is from RefSeq and is a predicted model, not a curated record. NCBI's taxonomy places the organism in Eukaryota, Metazoa, Arthropoda, Insecta, Lepidoptera, Tortricidae. The transcript is spliced from 5 exons.